Lindgomyces ingoldianus is the source of this 925-nucleotide messenger RNA. RefSeq lists its product as uncharacterized. Lineage: Eukaryota; Fungi; Ascomycota; Dothideomycetes; Pleosporales; Lindgomycetaceae. The record is from RefSeq and is a predicted model, not a curated record. The transcript is spliced from 2 exons. The coding region runs from base 245 to 751 and encodes 168 amino acids.
CCCAGGCUCACGACGUUUGUUUGAACCUCACCUGUGUCGUCGCGAAGACGAGCGACGAGAGCCGCUGUCCGCCCGCCUCUGCAUCCGCAGCAGCAACCCCCAGUAGCAGGCGCAUCCGGCCUCGAGCUGCUGUUUUCGGUCCGCCGAGCCCUUGUCAGCGCGCAGCUGAGCCGCAUUCAUUCACCCAUAUCCAUAUCCUCAGCAGCAGCCGGGCAUCAAUCGAGCAAUAGAGGCUGUAGUCACCAUGUCGGGAUUCCUGCACUUCCUCAAGACAAUCUUCAUCCCGCUCUUUCUCGCCGCGCUGCUAUACCUCUUCCUCGCCCACCUCUUCGUCCCCUUCGUGCGCCGAUAUCGAUCGCGUUACAGCCAGUACCUCCCCAUGCCCGCAUCCUUCGAGGGCAUGUCCACCACCACGUCCUCCUGGCGAACCCGCGUAUCCGACGCGCUGUUCAACCUCUUUGUCCCGUCUAGCUGGACAUUACGGCAUCGCAGCGUUGUCGACGGAAGCGGAGGCGAGCACAAUGAAGACGAGCUCUUUGACGAUGAGGAGGGCGAAGGCAUGGUCGGCUUCGACCCCAUUGAUGAGCACAGACGGGAGGCUCUGGAGCAAAGACGGAGUAUGAUGGGCGAGGAAGACCGGAGGUUGAGCAGAGAGUUGGAGGAGGGGUUUAAAGAUGAUAGUGAUGAUGAGACGGAAGAUGAUAGACGGCCGUCACUCUCACGGUCAAGGAAUUCUGAUACAUUCUAUUAAUAGAGCAUCUUCUCGUGUGGACGGCCCUUCACGGAUACCGGUAUAUGGGACGUAAGGCUUUCAGGUUGAUUUGGAUCCUUAAGUGGGUAUGGCAUUUUGGGAGCGCAUCGCAUUUGCAUGGUUUGGUAUGUAGGAGUAUCAAGGAUUCAUUGAUUUAUGUGCAGCCUACAAUUG